Molecule: messenger RNA, 483 nt
Organism: Dovyalis caffra
Lineage: Eukaryota; Viridiplantae; Streptophyta; Magnoliopsida; Malpighiales; Salicaceae
Source: the annotation of a GenBank genome assembly
AAAAAUUCAUCCACGAUUGUUCUUCUUUGCACAAACCAACAACAACAACAUAACUCAAGAACCGAACAAGAGAAGGAAAAUGGGUCUUCGAAUAACAUUGGUGGUGGUGAUGAUUUGAAGAAAGAUCAACCUCCUCCCUUUAACAAUAUCAAAUCGGGUGAUUUGUUACCGAACCCGCAUCCCGUCAUUUUCAAGAACCACUCUUCUCCAUCCCCAAACCACCCUCCCUCUCCAUUAUUUCCCUCUCAAAAUCUCCAGAAAAAUUCAUCCACGAUUCUUCCUCUUUGCACAAAGCAACAACAACAACCUAACUCAAGAACCGAACAAGAGAAGGAAAAUGGGCCUUCGAAUAACAGUGGUGGUGGUGAUGAUUUGAAGAAAGAUCAACCUCCUCCCUUUAACAAUAUCAAAUCGGGUGAUUUGUUACCGAACCCGCAUCCCGAAAACAUCUUGGUUGUUGGAUUAACUGGUUUGUUUGCUUAG